Molecule: messenger RNA, 1932 nt
Organism: Hydatigera taeniaeformis
Lineage: Eukaryota; Metazoa; Platyhelminthes; Cestoda; Cyclophyllidea; Taeniidae
Source: the annotation of a GenBank genome assembly
AUGGAUUUACCCACGGUAACAGAUAAGCUCCCCACCUACCCCCCAAAGAUCCAAGGGGAAUUACGGUUGAUUCUUCAAACAAAGGAUACUUUCAUAGUUUGCUAUCGUCAACUGGAGGAGUAUCGUCGACUUGUUGAUGAACAAAAAAGUCUUAUAACAAAAGACUUUGUACAAGAACAACUACAGGCUACUGAGGAUGAAUUAGAAGAGUUGAAAAUGGAGUUAUUUGAGGCGGAGGGUAGGUUGGAGGACCGAAUAAAGCAUAAUGAGAUUCUGGCCCAACAACUCGUCAACUAUGGUUUUGAUGGACUGGAAAGUAAUCUGACAGCUCGACAGUUAGCCAUGAUCAGAGCCCCACAGACCCGCAAGCAGAUGCUUAUCCAACGCAGGACCAGUUCCGAUAUGUGUGCUGGUGACGGUGAAAGAUCGAAAUCCCAUCUUAUCGAUAACAUUGCGCUAGCCCUUGAUGAAAUUCACAAAGAGGUUCGAAACAAAGUGAAGCCACUUUUGGACUACUAUCGAGAUUUGUUUUACCUCCAAUUGCAUUUUAGCAUCGUCCUAGGGGAGGUGUGCAAUUACUGCAUGCCUAUUGUGACAGAAAACAUAGGACUGCUAGAACGUGUCUUUUUUUGGUCUGAUCGCCCAGAGUUUGAACUCAUUCGCAAAUCUUCAGAUAUUUCUGAUCGACUAAAAGAGAUCUACACAAGAACACAACAGAUCUACCAUAUUCUAUCUGAGUCUGUGCGCUUCCUUCAGUCAAAAGUUGAUCUUCAAAAGUCACUAGAAGCACGAUUCCAUGAAAGAAAUGACGAACAGCAGAAGAUGAAGGACAAAAUUCUGCGCGACAUUCACGCUGCCAAAGUGAAUAUGGAUGCGUUAGAGGAAGAAAACGAUAAGCUGGUGGGGAGCCUGGUGAAAAUAAACCCCAACUUUGUGGAAAGCCAAAAUUUUGCUGAGUUUGCUGAACGUGGAAUGAGGUCAGGGACGCUGCCACGAAAACCCGUCCAAUCCUCAAACAUUCAGACAGCCGACCAUUUUAAGCCCGAGAUUGAGGGGAAUUCAUACAUUGCCAAUGCACAGGAUAUUAACAACCAUAGAGUUGGUGGUGCGGAUAAAAAGGAGUCGGUUUCUAAUCCCUCCAAAAGGCACCACAAGGAGAAGAAAACCGAUGAAACUCAGAAGAAACCAACUAAAAGUUCAAGGAAACGGGAAGUCUCCCGAAGGGCACGAAGUAUUGAGCAUCGUACGUCAAGUAAUAGACGCGGGUCACGACAUGGAUUAAUUGAUUCUAAGGGAAGAACUCUAAGUAGUGGUGAGGAACACAGUUUUAGUCGAACAACUAGAAAUCCGUCACUUGGAGGUGUGGAUAGACCUCUCUGUGACACUGAAAGUGAGCACACACGACCCCGAAGCGAACUAUUUUCUCCCAAGGACACGGGAGGAGGGGCAGUGAGAAGAAUUUCCCUAAAAACUCGUCUCUUGGAUCGAACCCGGGGCUUAUUAGAUUUGAGAAGGCUUCGUGGGCGAGAUAGUGAAGAUAGCUCAAGCCUUGGAGGUCUGAUCAAAUCGAGCCAUCCUGAAAGGGGAGACUCGGUUCUGGCCACUUUCUCAUCUCUCACUGGUCAUAGAAGAUCAGAUUCAAGUGUGGUGCUAUCGGAAGGGGUGAAACAGAAAGAUGGUCUAGAAGGUUCUGAGGGUCAAAGACGUAAGAAGCAGCGAGGAAGGCGAUCAAAGGACCCAGGUCCAGAGAUUCAGCAGAUUUCGGUAAAGGAUGACAACCUGCUAGUGCUGAAUGGAGGUUCUGGCGAAUGCGAGAGUCGUCAGUCGAAGUCAAAAAACCGCAGUCGUCAAAAUGAUCUUGCUAAUUAUUUGGCCAGCUCCGGAUCAGAUAAUCUAUCUAGUACAGAAAAUUCAGUUCUCCCUGUUCUUUAA